Nothobranchius furzeri (turquoise killifish) is the source of this 1887-nucleotide messenger RNA. RefSeq names its product annexin A5a (gene anxa5a). Gene Ontology annotation, molecular function: calcium-dependent phospholipid binding; calcium ion binding. The record is from RefSeq and is a predicted model, not a curated record. Gene Ontology annotation, biological process: negative regulation of coagulation. Lineage: Eukaryota; Metazoa; Chordata; Actinopteri; Cyprinodontiformes; Nothobranchiidae. Gene Ontology annotation, cellular component: sarcolemma; cytoplasm.
UUUAGUGUGUAGAAAAUAAAAUGCUCACCUGAACUACAGAUCACCUCCACAGAGAGGAGGGCACACUAACCUGUCGUUCAUCAUCUCCUCUUCCUAUAAACCAUGGCGUACAGAGGCAGUGUUAAACCUUUUGUCAAUUUCAACGCCAAACAUGAUGCUGAACUUCUCCAUAGAGCAAUGAAGGGAAUCGGUACAGAUGAAGAUACUGUUCUCAUGGUUCUGACAGCUCGCUGCAAUGAUCAGCGUCAGGAGAUUAAGGCUGCAUAUAAAAAAACCUACGGAAAGGACUUGGUGAGUGCUCUGAAGUCUGAACUCGGUGGGCUGUUUGAGGAUCUGAUCGUGUCCCUGAUGACUCCACCUGUUUUAUAUGAUGCUACUCAGCUACACAAAGCUCUGAAGGGCGCCGGGACUGAUGAUCAAGUCCUGAUUGAGAUCUUGGCCUCCAGGACUGGCGAAGAGAUUAAAGAAAUCACCAAAGUCUACAAGAAAGAGUUUGGAGGCAAACUGGAGAAAGACAUCUGCGGUGACACCGGAGGGAGCUACAGGAAACUGUUGGUGAUCCUUCUGCAGGGGAGCAGGGAGGAGGACGUAGACGAGGACAAUAUUGAAAAGGAUGCUAAGGACCUGUACGCUGCUGGUGAGGGCAAGUGUGGCACAGACGAGGAAAAAUUCAUCACAAUUCUUGGCAACAGGAGUGAGGAGCAUCUUCGAAGGGUAUUUGAUGCCUACAAGAAGAUCUCAGGCUCGGAUAUUGAGGAGAGCAUUAAAGGCGAGACCACUGGGAAUCUGGAGGACUUGAUGCUGGCUAUUGUGAAAUGUGUCAAAAGUGUCCCAGGGUAUUUUGCUGAGAGCCUUUAUAAAUCUAUGAGGCGAGCUGGAACUGAUGACAAAACCCUGACGAGGAUCAUGGUGUCCAGGAGUGAGGUGGACAUGUUGGACAUCAGAGCUAACUUCAAAAAGAUGUAUGGACAAAGUCUCUAUACCACCAUCCAGGAGGACACCGACGGAGACUACCAGAAGGCGUUGCUGUACCUCUGUGGAGGGAAAGAUUAAUCGUGUUUAUGAUGUGUGGAGCAGCGCUGAGUGAUGAGCGGCUGGGAGACAAAUCUAUAAACAAGAGACAAGAAUAUCGAUCCAACGUUCUUCUACUGACUUUAACAUAUUAUUGAUUGAAUUAAGAUGAAUUACCAGCAUGACAUUUUGAUUGAUAUCUGCAGUGUGAAUAUCUCCUACCUUAAUUCAACAAGACGUUCUCAGUUUUUAGUACAAAUCUAGUUCAUUUGAAUGCUUCAAUACAUUUCAGACAGAGCUGUUUCUAGUCGACCGUACCAAGUUGGCAGCAGUUUACCUCAUUUUUUCACCAUGUAUGUGUUAAAUCAGCCUCCAACAUACAAUAGUGCUGUUUAAUUAUUAAGCCUACGUGUCAACAACAGUGCUCCGCUCAUUAAUUACAAAUGAGGUGCUGAUCCAGACUAGAGUAACAAAGCUGCUGUCAGUGAUCAAUAAGUAAUAGAAGGGUAUUAGAUGGGCUGACUGAAAUUAGGACCUUUUCAUGAAAGGCGUAGGUGUUAAACAAAAGGGCUCCAUAGAUCAGAGGAAGACAAGUGGUUUCAGUCUGCUGAAUGUGAACCACAGGGUGGCAGCAAAGUUUGGAUUCAUCACUGGGAUUUUGACACAAAAACUUUACUUUUACUUUGAAUAAAUGUCACUCUGUGUGUCUAAUUGAAAUGCUUUAGUGAAUAUUAUUUAUUGAGCCUGUUGUUGGUUGACUUCUGUCUGUCCUGCUGUCCUUGUUUUGUUUGGUUCUCACAUGGUUACUGCCUCUGGAUUCCAUCAUAUCUGUGAACAACUAAAUAAAGUUUAUGUUGUGGGAAUUAAUUUUAACAA